AUGGCAGCUCAGAUGCACAACACAUUCUCUGACAACACUAAUUUGACAGGUGAGCAGGAUUGUAUACUAGAGCCGCUUUGUUUCCCUGAGCAGCUGUGUGGUAGCUCUUGUCUCGCCGCCUCCAGCGAUGGCCAUCCGGUGACCUGUGUGCUCUGUUCCGACUCUUUUCCCUCUCUUGAAAAAGACCAACUUCUUAAGCACAUGGUGUUGGAUCACAAACUGGUUAUUGCUGAUGUCAAACUCAUCGCAGACUUUCCACAGUAUAUGUUGUACUGGAAGAAACGGUUUACAGAACUAACUAUCACAGACUUCUGCAGUGUUAUCAAGACCAAUUCUGAAGGUCCUGAAGAACAACAAGAGCUCUACUUCCUAUUAUGUGAUGCGCUGCCAGAGGACAGAAUCCUUAGAGAGCAGCUUCAACAGAGACGACUGGAGAAAGUUCUGGAGCAGCAGCAAAAAGAGAGGGACGACACAACGUUUCAUCGCACAUGUAUGUUCUGCAGUGAGGAGUUUACUGGAAACAGGUCUUCACUGCUGAACCACAUGGCUAAAGAACACUCGUUCAGCAUCGGCCUGCCGGACAACAUCGUCUACUGCACAGAGUUCCUCCACACUCUGGAGUGGAAACUGGAGAACAUGCAGUGUCUGUACUGUGAGAAGACAUUCAGAGACAAAACCACCUUGAAAGAUCACAUGAGGAAAAAGCAGCAUCGACGGAUUAACGCCAGAAAUAAUAACUACGAUCGCUUCUACAUCAUCAAUUACCUGGAGUUGGGGAAGACAUGGGAGGAGGUGCAGUCUGAAGAUGACAGGGAGAUGUUUGAAGAUGAAGAGGACGAUUGGUCGGACUGGCAGGCCCAUCCCGUGUGUGCCGUGUGUCUGUUUUGUGAGCAGCAAGCGGAGACAAUGGAGAAAAUGUACACACACAUGGAGGAAACUCAUGAAUUUGACCUGCACAAAUUAAAAACGGACUUAAACCUAAAGUUUUAUCUGCAAGUCAAACUAGUGAAUUACAUCCGCCGUGAGCUUCACCAGUGCCGCUGCUACUGCUGUCAGGAGAAGUUUGAGAGCAAAGAGGAACUAGUGCAACAUCUUGUUAACAAAGGUCAUGUGAUGCAGCUGCCUGAGGUCUCGCACUGGGACCAACCGCAAUACUACUUUCCUACGUACGAGAACGACGCACUUCUUACAGCUCUGUCGGACAGCGAGAGCGAAUCUGAGGGUCCAAAUCACACCUCUAAAGUUCCUGUUAUUGCUGAAGACAUUUCAAACCUGAAGGUCUUAAAACAGAAUAGUGUGCUUGGUAAACUUCUCAAAGACAGGGGCGGCUCCAGCUGAAGAUGAGAGAAUCAUGUUCAAAUGAUGUUCCAAUGUAAAAAUGAAUAUGUUUAGUUUAAUGCUGUAAUUAUUCAGUUCUAUUCAUAUGGGUGCAAUGCUCACAUCGUG
Messenger RNA from Rhinichthys klamathensis goyatoka, 1446 nucleotides. It is a transcript of the gene znf277, whose product is annotated as zinc finger protein 277. The transcript has 12 exons. The record is from RefSeq and is a predicted model, not a curated record. The coding region runs from base 1 to 1338 and encodes 445 amino acids. Lineage: Eukaryota; Metazoa; Chordata; Actinopteri; Cypriniformes; Leuciscidae.